Molecule: messenger RNA, 1887 nt
Organism: Eleginops maclovinus (Patagonian blennie)
Lineage: Eukaryota; Metazoa; Chordata; Actinopteri; Perciformes; Eleginopidae
Gene: cep68
Product: centrosomal protein 68
Exons: 9
Coding region: 79-1734 (551 amino acids)
Source: RefSeq, a predicted model, not a curated record
UGCUGGCUCCUGUGGGGCUCCACCCUGCAACAUGACACACGGACACAAACCAGCUGUUCCUUCAAGUUCCUCUCUCCAAUGGAAGCUAAGGGGUGCAGCCAGAGAUGGGGGGUGCUUCUCCCAGAGUGUGAACAGAGCAGAAGAUGCUCCAGACCUUCUUCACAACAAACACGUGUUGCAGUGGCGGCAGACAGACAGUAUGUCAAGAGCACGCCUCUGUUCUCUGCACAACAACAUCCGUCCAUCCUAAAGAAGCACACAGACCAGGAGAACCCGCUGGCUGUCAGCAGAACUGAAGACCAGCAGCAGCUCACUGACAGGACGUCCUGCACCAGAGUGAAGGAGAAGCUGAGCCCAAACAGCUUCAGCCGAUCUUAUAGGGACAUGUCCCCUCCCUCACUCUGGAGGAGAGACCUUGCCUCACCCCUGGUUGUUUCAGAACUCAGGGACCGGCAGUCACCUCCCCCUGGCAGCAGAUCCACUCAGCUGAGCCUCUCCAGAUCCAACCUGGAAGUCCAGAGACUGAACCCACCUGUGCGCCCGCAGCUGACCUCCGCCGUCUUGCAUCCUACAUACAGCCCUCGCUCAAGGGAGUCCAGGAUGAAUUGGGGGGGGGACAAACUGAGCCCUUCUGGAGGAUAUCCUGUGUCUCCCUUUCAGGCGGAGUACUGGGCCUGUGCAAUCCCCCAAGCUCUGCCUCCAUCUCCGGACAGGCAGACCGUGAGCUGGGACCCUAACAGGGAGUACCAAGCGCUGCUGGACUACAGCUACCCUCUGAGAGCGGUACAGCCGCUCUGUGAGGGGGAUACCCCCAAGCUCCAGGAACACACUCUCAAUCCGCAGGACUCAGGCAUAGAGCAGGACCUCCUAUGUAGUUCUUCCAGUCUGUCUCUCAGUGGAGGGUACAGGUCUCCUAGCUUACAGGGGCUCAAAGCCUCCGGUACAUUGCUCUCCCUUGCAGACUUGUACUGCAGUCCCAAUCAGCAAUGUGCACUGUCCAGGUGUGCAUUUGAGGAGCUGGACGAGGACUUCUGUCCUCUUCCAGAGCAGUUGGAGGGUCUGCAGCUGCUGCCCCGACAGGUGAGGGAGGUCACCGCCAGCUGGGAGUCUGUGCAGUGGGGGGGCUCCAACUUCUCCCCCGUCACCCCGCCCGAUACACAGGAAGUGCAGCAGUACACACAAGAAGAGGAGAAGCGAGCCGCAGCUGACCACAGGGACUCUAAAGUGAGGAGCCCUUCUGGAGCCUGGGUAGAGCCUGCAAGGGGGGGUGGGGGAGCCUGUCCAUCCAGUGUCAGGGGGCUGCCUGGCAGCCAGGAGAAGCAGGAGGAUCCCAGUGACUCCCUGAUGCAUCAGAUCCAGGUCUUCUGCUGGCAGCUGGAGCAGCUCAUCAAGCAGCUGCAUGAAGUGUCAGAGCAGAAGGAGCUGCAGACUGUGUCCACUGUGGAUAUUGCCGGUGUCAAGUCCUCUCUGGCUGAGUACCAGAGAGCAGUGAGUGUCCAGCAGUCUGCGACCUCCAGCGUGCUGCACAGCGGUCAGCUCCUCCUUCGCUGCAUCGACAACAUGUCUCCAUUUUUAAAAGAAACCCUGCAGCUGAUAAAGAGCCACUGUGGAGCUCUUGAGAGCCGCACACAGCUACUCCUCUGCUCUAUCCUAUCUGCCAUGGACAGCCUUAGCCAUCAGAACCAGCAGAACACUCAGAUCAAAGUAGAGGAGGCUGCCUCCUCUCUGUCAUAAGAUUUGUUGCACUUAUUUUUGUAUCUAAUUUACUUAUAAGCUCUCAUUUGAACAUGUUGGCAUCUUAUGUAACCGCUUGGUAAAUAAAAAAAUGUUGUGUUUAAACCCAACUGAUCACAUUGAAUGAUAUAACAUUAAAGAAAUAUUCUAUUA